Messenger RNA from Amyelois transitella, 2799 nucleotides. RefSeq lists its product as uncharacterized. The coding region runs from base 1 to 2799 and encodes 932 amino acids. Lineage: Eukaryota; Metazoa; Arthropoda; Insecta; Lepidoptera; Pyralidae. The transcript has 3 exons. The record is from RefSeq and is a predicted model, not a curated record.
AUGUGCGAGACCAAUUUAGACGAUUCUAUCUGCACCAAUGAAUUUAUAGACGACAGGUACACCGUUUUUCGCAAAGAUCGAGAUCUCGACCGUACAUCCAAACAAUCUGGCGGGGGGGUAUUGAUUGCUAUAAAAAAGAACAUACCUGUCAUUAGGCGCAUUAAUUGUGAAUCUGGUCUGGAGGACAUUUGGAUUUCUAUAACUGAUGGCCGUGGUAUGCCAUUAAAUGUUGGACUAGUUUAUUUACCUCCUGAUAGUUCUGUUUCUGAUUACCAAACAUUACUAGAUAAAUGCUCAGACAAUAUAUUAAAUGUCUUUGAAAAUGAGGCUCAAACAAUAUUGUUGGGUGAUUUUAAUAUACCCUUACUCAAUUGGACCUUGGAUCCAACAUUUCCUAUGUCAAAACGUCUUCAACAUAGCAAUCCCUAUGAUGCAAAGUCAUCCCUUUUAGUUGAUUUCCUCAACUUAUGCAACAUGUAUCAAUAUAAUCAUGUACGCAACUCUAAUGAUAGGUUCUUAGAUUUGGUCAUAUCAGAUGUUACUACUCUAUCCUUAUCAGAAUGCUGUCCUUUGUCAACUCCUGAUCGACAUCAUCCAGCAAUAGAUAUCGAAGUUGCGUUACAUCUCAAUAAAAAUAAUAUUAAAGCAAAGAAGGAAGCUGUUCCUAAUUUCCGUAAAUGCGACUAUGAUAAGUGCUCUCUUAGCUUGUUGGAUGUGAAUUGGAGCGACCUCCUUAGCAAUAAUGAUGUUAAUGUAGAUGUGCAAUGCUUCUACGAAAUUUUGAAUAAAAUAAUAAAAGAAAACACUCCCAUGAAACGUGUUAGCGACCAAGUUUAUCCUGUCUGGUAUUCUCAGCCGGUUAAAGCAUGUAUUGAGGAGAAGAAUAAAGUUCACAAAAUAUUUAAAAAAUACAAAAACCCUAGGGACUAUGACGAGUUUCAGCUACUAAGAACUAGAUCAAAACAACUAAUUAAAUCAUGCCACAGUAAUUUCAUAAGUGGAGUCGAGGACUCACUUUUAAAUGGUGGUGCUGCUGUCUCUGAACUUUUUUGUGAAUAUUUCUCGUCAGUCUUCACAAGCCCGGACGGUAUAUCUUCUUCUGACUUCAACGCUACGCAUAAUUGCUCUUACUCGUUGUCCCAAGUUCACCUAUCUCGCGAAGAUCUUCGGAAGAAAAUAACGAAACUUGAUGUCAACAAAGGAGCUGGACCUGACGGUGUCCCACCAUGCUUCAUCAAAUAUUGCGCUGACGCUUUGCUGACUCCCUUGCACAUAAUAUUUAGUAAAUCAAUUACUUCUGGGAUAUUUCCAAACACAUGGAAAAGAGCUCAUGUAGUACCCAUUUACAAGUCUGGUGAUCCGACUAGCUGUUCUAAUUAUAGACCCAUUAGUAUUUUAUCUGCGUUUGCCAAAUUAAUGGAAUCUUUAAUUUAUGAUCAUAUUUAUUCUCAAGUUGGACCACAUAUUGAGCAAGCUCAACAUGGAUUUCUUAGAGGCAAGUCGACGGUCAGUAAUCUAAUGGAGUAUACCAAUUUCAUCUGCAGGGUUUUUAAUGAACAUGGUCAGGUCGAUUCUGUUUAUACUGAUUUCCAAAAGGCUUUUGACAAGGUCGAUCACAUCACUCUUCUGAGCAAACUACAGGCCCUAGGAAUUCACGGAAGUCUUUAUAGAUGGAUAUGUUCAUACAUGGAGCAUCGCAGCCAGUUGGUGGUUCUCAAGGGAUUUUGCUCGGAGCCAAUAAUCAUCCCAUCAGGCGUACCUCAGGGCUCGCACCUGGGAUCCUUAUUUUUCAUAAUUUACAUAAAUGACCUGAUACCCCGCUUGCGCUGUAGCUCACUAUUAUUUGCCGAUGAUCUUAAAAUUUUUACUUCCAUAAACUCGGUAAAUUAUUGUAUCGCAAUUCAAAGGGAUAUUAACGAACUGGUCGCUUGGUGCGCUGACAACAAAAUGAGCCUUGGCAUCGGUAAGUGUUCUGUGAUAACAUUCACUCGCAAAAAGAAACCAAUUACUUUUGAGUAUAGCAUAGGCGGCGAAACUCUGGCUAGAAAAUCUGAAGUUAAGGAUCUCGGGGUGGUCUUUGAUAGUAAUCUUAGUUUUAAUGGGCACUACGCUAUGAUUACCAAGAAAUGUAACAAACUCUUGGGUUUUAUACUCCGUGUCUCUCGUGAUUUUAAACGCACUGAUAGUUUGAUCCAUCUCUUCCGCGCCUUGGUAUUGAGUCGACUGGAAUAUGCCUCCAUUAUUUGGAGUCCACAAUACGCGGUCUCUAUUGAUUUAAUUGAAUCCAUUCAAAGACGUUUCCUUCGCGUACUUUCAGCGCGCCGGGGCCUCAAGCGACAGCUUAGUAGCUAUGACCAGCGUCUUAGUUUUUUCAAACUCAAUAGCCUUGAGAUAAGACGCUCUGUCCAGGACUUCAUAUAUCUUUAUAAAAUUAUUCAAGGUCACUUGUCUACCACAUUAUUAUCAAGCAUAAAUCUCAGAGUCCCGACUAGAUCAGUUCGCAUCAUUGUCCCCUUCGCCAUACCCUCGUGUAAUAAUAAAGUUUCGUCUCACAAUCCGAUUCUCAGAAUCUGCCGAAUAUACAAUCUUUUACAUGUCAAAUAUAACGCUGAGCAGCAAUCUGUAGGGAUGCCGAUCUAUUACGCAGACUCCGGCCAGAUCCCUGCUCCAGUCGGCUACGGGAGUGGGGACGCACUGGACGCGCCUGUGUUGCUCCCAACGUUCCUCAACUGUAUCGAAGUCACGUCGGCCACUCAGUGUUCAAAAGUUUCCAAGUUGAUCUCCGCAGUUGCCGGAUAG